UUCAAUACAAUGACGGAACGUGUAAUAAUAACGCAAUUUGAACGGGAUUUAGUUGAGGAAGCGGCAAAUUACGAGUGCGUAAUAGGAGCUGGAAGCAAACACAACGAAAAUAUGAGAAACGCUGCGUGGGAGGAGAUAGGAAAAAGUCUCAAGGUAGAUGCAAGAUCAUGCGAAACUCGAUAUGAAACUUUGAAAAGCAUAGCUUCAAGAAUGAACAUGGAUGUCGCCGCGUUUUUGAAGGCAUGCAACCGGUGUAGCAACAACUUUAACGAUCUGAAGUUAGCACCGAGAGCGACGGUGCACCGUGAAUCGGAGUUGGAUUCAUCAACAUCCGUGUACAACACGACCACAAGUGUGCCGAUGGUCAUAAUUCCAUCCUCAUCAUCGAUUUCGCAUCCGGAUACGAAGAUUCCACAUCGGACAUCAUCCGGUAAUGAAAGGCUGUCAGACGAUCCUCGGCUAAAGCGAUCGGAGUAUAUCAUGACAUUAAAGACGGAGUCGAUUCCGGAGCAGGAGCAGACAUCGCAUCGGCUGGACAGAAUGGAGCAAAUGUUACAACAGAUGCAAUCCUCUAUUGUCGAGCUGGCUGCAAAUGUGCAGUACUUGCAGUCCGCCCUGCAACCCUCCACCGCCCAGCCCUCCGCUCAGCCCUCUGCCGCUCAGCCUUCCGCCCUGCAGCCAUCCGACACCCCUCGAAUCCCGCAGUCCUCCUCGUCCCGCCUGCUUCGUCCGUCCCAGAAGGCUAAAUCUUCGCCUCCCCUUUCACCUGUAAGGGCUCCCUCCGCCCAGUCUUGUGAUGCUGACAUCGCCAUCCAAGUACUUCCGGUGAGCUCCUUGGAGCAGCUGAAGCAAUUGGAAGAGUUGGCCGCAAGAGAAGGCUUUGCCGCACGUUUGGGUUUAUAUUUGUUCAAGCAUGUACGUGUCUGCUGCACCUCUAACCAUCAGUACACAUAUGUUUUGAGCCGCCUAAUGGACUGGUACACGCAGCGCGAAUUUUUAAACACAUGCGCUUGGAAGUGGUCGAGAGACAAAAGCUCCACCAUUCUGAACAAGUUUACGAAAACCUGGCAGGCGCUGUUUGAGGUGAUGCAGCGGAGGUAUAAGUACCAGGGUACGAAGAAGGAGCUUGACAAACAAAUUGGAUUGUAUGUCAAAAAUUCGUACCAGAGGCUGAAGCUAAAGCCUAAAAGGUUACGGAUCGAUCAUAAAUCUUUCACCCCGUCCAGUACCAACCGCCCAUCCACUGCCAACCGCCCGCCGUGUGAGAUGUGGAUUGUGCCGUCCACCAAUCGUUGGCACUGUCUGUGUAAAGCGUCAGGCAAAUAAUAAUAAUUCAGCGAUUCAGGUUUGUUGUAAGUUGAAUCACUCGCUGCGUCACAAUCAAUCGUUGGUCCAAUCUGUCUGGCAAACCCAGCGCAGUCGCGCUCGUCACUGUCACGCAGCUGGCCAUGGUUUCGAUUCCCGACGGCGGAUAAAGCAGAUUCUGCUGGACGGAUUGUACGACACGAAUAGCAAGAAAGCUACAGAAAGCUGCUCGCGAUAGCAAGCAUAUUUAUUUCAUAAACCAAAAGCAUAGCGCUUUGUGGUGUGGUGUUUUCAUUCGACGCUUCUUCCCGAAGUCCAUCGCGCCGCAAAUCAGUAAUGGAUUGUCCGCUAUCGAGGCUCGUUUCCGUUGGAAUCAGUUGAUGAUUUCUUGCUGCGAUGCGUAAUAUUUGAAUCGUUCUGCACGUAAUA
Messenger RNA from Anopheles bellator, 1734 nucleotides. RefSeq lists its product as uncharacterized. The transcript is spliced from 5 exons. The coding region runs from base 10 to 1326 and encodes 438 amino acids. The record is from RefSeq and is a predicted model, not a curated record. Lineage: Eukaryota; Metazoa; Arthropoda; Insecta; Diptera; Culicidae.